This is a messenger RNA of Didymella exigua CBS 183.55, 749 nucleotides long. RefSeq lists its product as uncharacterized. The record is from RefSeq and is a predicted model, not a curated record. The transcript has a single exon. Bases 19 to 279 code for a protein of 86 amino acids. Lineage: Eukaryota; Fungi; Ascomycota; Dothideomycetes; Pleosporales; Didymellaceae.
UACAGCUUGUUUUGCCUUAUGCAGCGCCAGUUUGUGGUGUUUUGGGCCAUAAUAGGGUUUGAUGGGGGAGGGUCUUGGCAAAAGUGGGCGACUCGCCCUACACCUACGUUAACAAAGGGCGGGAUAGACCGGCCCUUUGCAUUGAUGCCCUGGAUAAUACUGGUCCACUCUCUGUCGCCCUGCUGCACUGUCUUUAGCCUUCUUCAGCGCUCAGAGCCUGUGACAACAGCUCUAGUAGAUAUAACGCCUAUCAUGAAGCUAGACUUAUCAAAGUUGUAGGUGUCUUUAUCUAGGAUACUAUACUUAGCUUUAGUAUUCUCCACUAGGCGGAACUAGUCUCCUAUCACCUUAGGAUCCUUACACAGGGCUCUCUUGCAGGUGUACUUUCAAUUAAACUUGACUUUAAGCUCUAGCCAACACUUAACAAAGGUGCUAGCCUAGUUCUUGCGAACAGGUGGGUGGUGGCGCUCAGCAAGCAGAGAAUUGGCCAUAUCCUUCACAUUAGUGAGCCGCGGCGGGUAUCCUUGCUCGUCUAGCCUCAAUACAUGCUAGACAAUUACCUCCUCUUUAGUACCUGUCAGGUUUAUUGAUUUAGGCUUCCAAUUGCGUUGAGAGAGCAUUCCAGCGCGUCGUCGUCUUAGCGUACUUUCUAACACCUUGUAGAUAGUUGCUGCGCGUGAUACUGUAAGUGUCGCGUCUUUUUGAAUAGCCUGAAGCGUAAGCUGUAUAUCUACUUUGUUUGAGAGCUG